UAAAAAGGGUAAUCUCUAGCCGACGACGGAGUAGGAGCAGAGAGCACAUGUUUAUUCGAAGGAAUUGGUAAAGAAGAAAAAGAAGCAGCUAGCGGAAACAUUGAAAAUGGCAGAAGGAAAGGGAAGCGAAAAUUGGGUAGAAGAUCUGCAACGUACUGUCAUUCAAUCCAAAGACUCUGCUAUUCGGUCUGCUUGUUCUUUUCAACAAAAUUCAUCUUUCCAUCUUCGCUCCUUACAGGAUCAUCUGCCACGAGCUGUUUCCCAGUUCAAAACUUAUGAAGAUGCUUUUGUUAACAAAAUUAAAGAGGAGUUGAUGAGUGCAAGGGAACAUCCAGUUGAGACUGUUGGUGUUGCUGUAACUGCUGGUCUUCUUCUUAUGAGAGGCCCGAGGAGGCUUUUGUUUCGUCAAACAUUUGGUCGACUUCAGAGUGAGGAGGCAAAAUUUCUUAAAGCUGAAAAGAAUUUAAAAGAGUUGACCCUCUCUGUAGAUUUAAUGAAGAAUGAGAGCAGAAAACUACUUGAAAGGGCAUCUUAUGCUGAAAAGGAUAUGAAACAUGGCCUUACUGAGCUCUUGGAUUCUGGAAGUCAAAUUCAACGUCUUGCCAAAUCAGUUUACAAGGUUGAAAACCAAGUUGCAGAUUUGAUGGAUGGGCUACGAGAAAUCUCUGGUAGGGAGGCUUUGAAACUUCGAGCUGAGGUUGCUUCUAUGGCAUCAGGUUUGAAGCAGCACAGGACUGCGCUGGACAAACGGAUAAUGAAGAUUUCUGAACUAGGGGUUCCUGUUUGAUAGCAUAAAGUGAUCUUGAUACUACAUCUUUUGCGCAUUUGUAUUUUGUUUCUCUCUCUCUUUUAAGUCCAUUCACUGGUGUUCUGCGCCAGAGCAGAGCAUGUUAAAGAUGAGGGAAGAUGGAAUUUUACCUUGCCCAAAAUCAGAAUUACAGGAACGCCUGAAUUUUACCUUGGUCAGACUAAUUAACUAAUCUUAUCCCAUUCAAUAAUAUUAUCCUUUGAGAAAGAAAGCAGGAGCAUUA
Jatropha curcas is the source of this 1031-nucleotide messenger RNA. Its product is annotated as chromosome-associated kinesin. NCBI's taxonomy places the organism in Eukaryota, Viridiplantae, Streptophyta, Magnoliopsida, Malpighiales, Euphorbiaceae. The record is from RefSeq and is a predicted model, not a curated record.